AUGGUUAUGUGUGGUGGCCAAACAGAUCGUGAGUUAGAAGAUGCAGUUAAAAAGUGUCAGCAAUGCCAACUGCACCAGAAAGCCCCAGCAGAAGCACCUCUCCACCCAUGGGAGUGGCCCGGUCAACCUUGGUCACAGGUGCACAUUGAUUAUGCAGGGCCAUAUAAGGGUGACAUGUAUUUGGUGGUGAUCGAUGCAGAUUCCAUAGUGAAGUUGAGAGAAAUCUUCGCGACCCAUGGUCUCCCAGAAACCAUCCUCAGCGAUAAUGGUCCCAAUUUCACAAGUGCAGAAUUUGAGAAUUUCCUCUCAAAAAAUGCCAUCAAACACACCAAAGUAUUGCCAUACCAUCCAGCUUCGAAUGGACAGGUGGAGCGAGCAGUUAGCAUCUUCAAAGAAGGGAUAAAGAAGGGAACCAUGCAAGACAAGUUGUCACGUUUUCUGCUCAAGUACAAAACACCACACACAACAACAGGGGUUUCACCAUCGGAGCUGCUGAUGAAGAGAAAGCUGAGAUCUAAGCUUGACCUCAUAGUGCCCAACACUGCAAGUCUGGACCAUAUGCGGAAGAGCCACAGCCAAGACCCAGCAAAGUCAAAUCCUGAGAUUUUGGUACCACAAGUGGUACCAGAGGCAGAUUGCACAAAAGACGCAACCCAACCGAGUAGCCCAACCAAGCUGGUCGUGAGUUCGUCUCAUGCACAAGAGGCUAAACCAUCAUGCCCGGUCCGCGACCGACAUUUACCCGAACGUUUCAAGGACUGUGAACUUUAA
Molecule: messenger RNA, 771 nt
Organism: Orbicella faveolata
Lineage: Eukaryota; Metazoa; Cnidaria; Anthozoa; Scleractinia; Merulinidae
Source: RefSeq, a predicted model, not a curated record